AUGCCAAACACAUCUCUUCGCCGCCCAGCAAAGGGCUAUAAAAGAGGAGGGAAAACUGCAUACCAUGGCGCAAAAACCCGGACUUUCGCUGCGUCCUCAAGGGCUGAAGGUACCUCUGCUGACGAAAAGUGGGAGCGUACUCGCUUGGCCCAGAGCAUUGACGACAAGAUGGGUUUUGCACGGUAUGAAAGCGGAAAGAAGAAGGAAGGAUGGCUGGUAAACGUUCAACCAACUUCUGUCGAAGAUGAAAGGAUACCGGGCGGUCGAGCAGCAUUAGACUGCUACUUCAUCGAACUGGACGGAAGCACUUUCAAGGCUACGGUCGAAUAUGAUCCUUAUAUCGUAAUUGCCGUCAAAAAGGGUCGCGAGUCUGAGGUUGAAGAGUGGCUGAAGAGAGUGCCAGGUGGUGGCGUUGUGAAAUCACUUAGGAGGGUAGAAAAAGAGGAUCUCAGCAUGCCGAAUCACUUAAUGGGCUACCGACGGACGUUCAUUGAGAUCCGGUUCGCCAAUGUCGGCGAUCUGAUGGCAGCGAAAAGAGACAUCAUGCCAAUUGCGGAGAAGAAUAGGAAAAACAUGAAUGCCAUGGAUGCCUAUGCUGAGGUUGCUACGACUAAUGGUGACUUCGACCUUUUUGAUAACGAUGAUGAUGAUCGAAACACGAGCACUUCUGUUUCUGAAGCAAGCGACUUUAUCGUCGAUAUACGCGAAUAUGAUGUUCCAUACCACGUUAGAGUAAUGAUAGACUUGGAUAUAAGAGUCGGAAAGUGGUAUUUUGUUGAAGCAAAACAUGGCGUCACAAAAAUCACAUUAAACGAGGACAGAUCUUUGCCGGCUGAUCCCGUAGUUAUGGCAUAUGAUAUCGAGACAUCAAAACUGCCCUUGAAGUUUCCCGAUGCUGCUACCGAUCAGAUCAUGAUGAUAUCAUACAUGAUUGACGGACAAGGUUUUUUGAUCACAAACCGAGAAAUCAUUUCCGAAGACAUUGGCGAUUUCGAUUAUACACCUAAGCCCGAAUACCCCGGUCCUUUCAUGAUUUUCAAUGAACCGGACGAGAAGUCGGUCAUUGAGAGGUUCUUUCUUCACAUCAAGGAGGCACGUCCUACUGUCAUUGCAACUUACAACGGUGACUUUUUCGAUUGGCCAUUCGUUGAGGCAAGAGCAAGCGUAAACGGUAUCGACAUGUACCAAGAGAUUGGUUGGAAGAGAGACAGCGAAGACCAGUUCAAGUGCAACUAUAGUGUUCAUAUGGAUUGCUUUCACUGGGUCAAUCGAGACUCUUACUUGCCUCAAGGAUCUCGAGGCUUGAAGGCUGUCACAGUUGCCAAGCUGGGAUAUGACCCCGACGAACUCGAUCCGGAAUUGAUGACACCAUAUGCAGCGGAGCGACCGCAGACGUUGGCCGAGUACUCAGUUUCCGAUGCCGUCGCAACUUACUAUUUGUACAUGAAAUAUGUACACCCCUUCAUCUUCUCUCUCUGCACGAUCUUGCCAUUGGGAGGAGACGACGUCCUCAGAAAAGGCACUGGCACACUCUGCGAAAUGCUUCUGAUGGUGCAAGCAUACCAGCAGGAGAUUGUGCUGCCAAAUAAGCAUGUCACCCCGAAGGAAUCCUUCUGGGAUGGCCAUUUACUCGACUCUGAGACCUAUGUCGGUGGUCACGUCGAGAGUAUCGAAGCUGGAGUCUUUCGGUCUGACAUCCCUGUCAAUUUCGCCGUUGAUCCUGCUGCAGUUGACGAGCUCUUAGGGGAUAUAGACAAUGCACUCAAGUUCGUCAUUACAGUUGAAGAGAAGAAGUCUCUAGACGAUGUUACCAACUAUGAUGAAGUCAAGCAGCAGAUUGUGAGCAAGCUUAUGAGCCUAAAAGAAACCCCUAAUCGUAACGAAAGGCCGCUCAUAUACCAUUUGGAUGUCGCCUCUAUGUACCCAAAUAUCAUGACGACAAACAGACUGCAACCGGACUCGAUGAUUUCGGAAUCAGACUGCGCGGCCUGCGACUUUAAUCGGCCAGGCAAGACAUGUGAUCGACGACUGCCUUGGGCCUGGAGAGGAGAGUACAUACCUGCGAAAAGGGACGAGUAUAAUAUGAUUCGACAUGCACUCGAAAAUGAAAAGUUUCCUGGUAAAACACCACAUGCCCCGCCGAGAACAUUUCAAGAUUUAAGCGCGGAUGAACAGGCAAACCUAGUGAGGAAGCGUCUUCAACUCUAUUCUCAGAAAGUGUACCACAAAAUCCACGACUCCACGACUAUUGUUCGCGAGGCAAUCAUUUGUCAGCGAGAAAAUCCCUUCUAUAUCAACACUGUCCGUGAUUUCCGUGAUCGCCGAUAUGACUAUAAGGGCAAAGCAAAAGUCUGGAAAGGAAAGACGGAGGCGCUAAAGUCAUCUGGUGCCCCUGGCAAUGAAAUUGACGAUGCGAAAAAGAUGAUUAUCUUGUAUGAUUCUUUGCAGCUUGCGCACAAGGUCAUUUUGAACUCUUUCUACGGAUAUGUCAUGAGAAAAGGCUCUCGUUGGUACUCCAUGGAGAUGGCGGGUGUUACUUGCUUGACGGGAGCCACGAUUAUUCAACUCGCUCGUCAGCUUGUUGAACGCCUUGGCCGACCUCUUGAACUGGACACCGAUGGUAUCUGGUGUAUGCUUCCCGCUACUUUCCCCGAGAAUUUUGCCUUCAAAUUGAAGAAUGGCAAGAAGAUGAACAUAUCUUAUCCUUGUGUCAUGCUCAACCACCUUGUGCACGACAAGUUCACCAACCACCAAUAUCAGACUUUGGUGGACCCCAAAACUUUCAAGUACGAAACUCAUAGCGACAAUUCCAUCUUCUUCGAGGUUGACGGCCCGUACAAGGCAAUGAUUCUGCCCACCUCAAAAGAAGAAGAUAAAAACCUGAAGAAGCGAUAUGCCGUGUUCAACGAUGACGGCAGUCUGGCAGAAUUGAAGGGAUUCGAAGUGAAGCGCCGUGGUGAGCUUAAGCUGAUCAAGAUCUUCCAGCAGCAAAUCUUCAAGUUCUUCCUAGAAGGAGAAGAUUUGACACAAUGCUACACUGCCGUGGCCAAAGUUGCAAAUCAAUGGCUAGAUGUAUUGCAUAACAAAGGAUCUACGCUUGCAGACGAAGAGCUGAUGGAGCUGAUUUCCGAAAACCGAAGCAUGUCCAAGACGCUGGAGGAGUACGGUAGUCAGAAGUCUACCAGUAUCACGACUGCACGACGUCUUGCCGAUUUUUUGGGUGAACAAAUGGUCAAGGACAAAGGUCUGAAUUGUAAAUUCAUUAUUUGUUCUCGGCCGCGAAAUGCACCCGUCACGGAGCGAGCCGUUCCAGUCGCCAUCUUCUCUGCAGAAGAAACCGUGAAACGCGCAUAUCUGAAGAAGUGGCUCAAGGAAGAACCUGUAGAUACCGACCCUCGAGCUCUUUUGGACUGGGAUUAUUACUUGGAACGUCUAGGAUCCGUUAUUCAAAAACUCAUCACCAUUCCCGCCGCGUUGCAAAAAGUCCGCAAUCCCGUUCCUCGAGUACCUCAUCCCGACUGGCUUCAACGAAGGAUAAACAUAAAGGACGACAAGAUGAAGCAAAAGAAGCUCACGGACCUCUUCAGCACCAAAGAACCGCUAGCAGACAUUACGAAUAUUAACGGUUCUCGGACGGAAGACAUGGAGGACUUUGGUUCCAAGCUGCUGAAGCCCAAACAGCUCGGCGCGCUCAUCGCAUCAUCCCAGCCACCAGCUACCUCUCAAAAGCGCAAGUCUCCUGAACCAGCAGAAGAGCCAGACCCUAUGGCCGCUUUGCCGAAUGCCAUACCUGAUCCAUCUGAAGACUAUGUUGAUUUCUUGCAAUAUCAGAAAAUGAAGUGGAAGUUGCAGAAACAAGCACGUAUUCGGAGAAGGCAGCUGUUUGGCGAGAGAAGAGGCAAUGUGAGCAGCAACAUUCAGCAAACAUUUAUGAAGCAGGCACAUCUUACGUUUAUGAAUACGUGGCAACUGCUUCAUCUGAAAGCCACCGACACUCCUGGCAUCGUGACGGCGCACGUCUUAAUUGAUGCGAAGAUCCAUACGCUGAAAAUCAACGUUCCUCGACAAGUCUUUCUCAAUCUUAAAAAGGAGGAACUGCCAGAUGUCGAGAUUGCGGGGUGCCAGGUUGAACAAGUAAACUAUACUCUCCCCAACGGGCAUCAGUCUAAGCAUCUCUUCAAACUCACCGUUCCGGAAGACGUCUACUUUAACGAAGCAGAAAAAUUCUCGCUCUUGUUCAACCACCCCAGUGUAGAGGGUGUGUAUGAAAAACAAGUACCCCUGAAUAUUCGCGCAGUGCUUCGGCUGGGCAAUCUCUGUGCCAUCGACGAGGAGCAAGAAGCUGUUCUUGGCAGGGGUCUCGAGCAAGCAUUCGAUCUGAUGGGCCUUAAACGACCAACCAAGCCAAGGACGUAUCUGGAGUCAUCUCCGUUGGCUUAUAUAUACAUAUCUCACAUCACCGCAGGGGAUCGCCAAAUAUUUGGUCUAUUCUCAACCACAAGUGAUCAGGCCUACGUUGUGAUACUGCAAAAGGGAAGAGAUUCUGGCUCGGAUCUUCCGAAUAUCACCAAGCUGUACUCUGAACUGCUAGCCAAAAGAGCAGAGGAAGCUGCAGGCACGAAUUGGCAGGAUUGUUUCAAAUAUCAAGAGAAGAUCACCUUCAAGAUUACCCAAGUGACAACACGGCGCAAGGCCCACUUAGAGGUCGCUGAUGUCGUCCGAAAACUUCGCAAGGAUGAAUCGCGGCCACAAAUGAUGGUUAUUCAGUCGUCGCAAAGAAACCUUUUGGUUCAUGAUAUUCCUAUUCUGGGCGAAUUUCCCGUGUUGCCCCUCAAGUACGAUGCUUCCGACAGCUCACUGCCGCCCUUGGGUUGGCAAGCAGUUGUUGCGCGACGUCUGGUCGGCCAUUACCUAGGGCUUGGAUCCUGGAUCUUGCACCUUACAGCCUUGGCGCGUUAUGGCGACGUUCCUCUGUGCAACCUAGAGCGUGAUGAUCCUCGUUUCCUGAUUGACAUUGCCUAUGCCAGACGGCUCCAGGCAAACGGUGUGGUGCUAUGGUGGUCUCCUGACCCCCGACCAGACCAUGCUGGUUAUGAAAAGGAUGACAUUGUCGGAUCACUCGACACUGUCAAGAUGCCUAGCAUCAACAACCCCGGAACGUAUUCUUCGGUUUGUAUUGACUUGGAUGUUCGCAAUCUUGCCAUCAACACUAUAUUGACCUCGUCCUUGAUCAACGAGCUUGAAGGCGCUGAAUCAAUAUCAUUCAAUCCUACGGCCGAUGGAUCAGAGAUUCUUGCCUCAGAGAAUGGGUUUGCCAACGCCGGAGUCUUAGUUCUUCGUGAGAUGGUCAAAGCCUGGUGGGCAGAAGCUUGCAAAGGCAGUACGAUGGCCGAUGUGCUUGUUCAGCAUCUCGUCCGGUGGGUUGAGAACCCAGAUUCCUUCAUGUACGACCGAGCGCUGCACUACUAUGUGCAAAUGAUGUCUCGAAAGGCAUUCCAACAGCUCAUGGCAGACUUCAGGCGGGUCGGUUCGCAGGUCAUCUUUGCUAGCGCAAAUCGACUGAUCCUACAGACGACGAAAGCUGAAGUUGGCAAUGCGUUUGCGUAUAGUCAGUACAUUAUCAAGUCGAUCAAAAGCAAGUCUCUAUUCCACUUCAUUGACUUGGAGAUCAAGGAGUACUGGGACUACUUGGUGUGGUAUGACGAGUUUAACUACGGUGGCCGAGCCUGUCAGGAGGUUGCCGAGUCUGACGAACAGAACCUGGAGACCAUUAUGCAUUGGCAGAUGGCCACGUUCCUGCCCGUUCGUCUGCAGUCUACUUUCCAAGACUGGGUGAUUGAGUUUAUCCAACUUAUGCAUAAACUAAAACGACCGGAAAACAAUGACCCUGACUCAACCCCACGACUCACUCAGCUGCCGAAUAGGAACCAAGAGCCCAACGGCGACGAUCAAAUCAUCUUGGGUAAAGCUUUUGAGAAGCCAAUGAAGAAAGUCAUCGUCGGUCUCAUUAACCAGCAGAAGCGCGAACUCAUGCAUCCAGAGCUGGCAGAGGACUAUAGCUUCCCCACGCUGCCUGGCUCGCACCUUUCACUACGCAACCCGAUUCUUGAACUCGUCAAGUCAAUCACACAGGUGUUGUCUCUGGAUAAGAACAUCACUCUUGAGGCAAGAUUAUUGCGUAAAGAGUUGCUUGCGCUCUUCGAAAUCCGCGAGUUUUCCAAGGAGGGAGCGUUUACGAAUCCCUCAGAGAGCUUGAAACUACUGCAAGUGUCGUGUGACAGCUGUACGAUGGCGCGAGAUUUGGAUCUCUGCCGCGACGAAGAUCUGUUUGGCUCUCCUGGAGAGAACGGCGGACAGAGCUGGCACUGUGGCUUCUGCAACAGCGAGUACGAUAGGGUGAGCAUCGAGGAGCGGCUGCUUGCCAUGGUGGAAGGCUGGACGACAGAGUGGGCUAGUCAGGAUCUCAAGUGUGAGCGGUGCGGUGCUCUGAGGGUGAAUGACUUUAUGGAGCAUUGCACUUGCAGUGGUGAGUGGAAAGAGGUGUUGUCACGGGAUGAGGUGGUGCGCAAGUUGGCCGUUAUGAAGCGGGUGGCCCAAUAUUAUGGCUUGAAGAUGCUUGGAAAUGUGGUCGAGGGGCUGUAUGAGGGACUAUAA
Molecule: messenger RNA, 6654 nt
Organism: Trichoderma harzianum CBS 226.95
Lineage: Eukaryota; Fungi; Ascomycota; Sordariomycetes; Hypocreales; Hypocreaceae
Exons: 3
Coding region: 1-6654 (2217 amino acids)
Biological process (GO): nucleotide-excision repair, DNA gap filling; base-excision repair, gap-filling; mitotic cell cycle
Cellular component (GO): epsilon DNA polymerase complex; nucleus
Molecular function (GO): nucleotide binding; single-stranded DNA 3'-5' DNA exonuclease activity; DNA-directed DNA polymerase activity
Source: RefSeq, a predicted model, not a curated record